AUGGAGGAAUUAUUUUCUUGGUGGAGGAGGAAGGCAAGAUCGGUCCUACUGCGCAAAGCAUGGCUUCCUUUAGCAACUCUAAUUCCUUACCAUUUAUGGAGGGAAUGGAACAGACAGAGAUUUGAGAAUAGGGCUGGUUCACACAAGAUGGUGGUCAAACAGGUGAUAGCAUCUUUGGCGGACUUUGCUGCUCUCAACCCUAUUAAUGUGAGAUGGGUUUCUGAACUAAUGCUAUCAAGGGCACUGCACUUGAAGAUAGUGCCAUAUUUGAUGCAGAGGAUUAUUGAGCUGGGUUGGUCCUUCCCAGCCCAGGAUGGGGUCAAAAUGAAUAUAGAUGGCUGUUCUCUUGGGAAUCCAGGGUGUACAGGUGCGGGAGGCAUUCUGCGGGACCAUAUGGGUAACCCCUGGAGAUGCUUUGCGGUCUAUGCAGGUGUGGGGACAAACUUCUAUGCGGAGUUUGAGGCUUUCUUUAUAGGAAUCCACCAUGCAAUGGCCUUACGGAUUCUUAACCUUUGGGUGGAAUGCGAUUCCAUGGCAGUGGUGAGGUGCAUAACUGGCCAGCAUAUUCCAUGGAUAUUCCAACAAAGAUGA
Messenger RNA from Telopea speciosissima, 591 nucleotides. RefSeq lists its product as uncharacterized. Bases 1 to 591 code for a protein of 196 amino acids. Gene Ontology annotation, molecular function: RNA-DNA hybrid ribonuclease activity; nucleic acid binding. The transcript has a single exon. NCBI's taxonomy places the organism in Eukaryota, Viridiplantae, Streptophyta, Magnoliopsida, Proteales, Proteaceae. The record is from RefSeq and is a predicted model, not a curated record.